UCGAACCCAUAGCUCGCUUUGUUUCCCAGAGAGGUAUCUUGGGCUCGGAUUUUUUGGCUCCCUUUUUAUGAUAUUCACUUUGAUUCACUUGGAUUCCCGCCACUUAUCCCCAGGCAGAGGUACUUCACUAUUGGAAAUUCACUAUCUUUUCUCGAUUUUGUUGUUUUUUGCUCGCCAAAUUCAGCUCGCUUUCUUCUUAUUUCUACCUCCGUGUUUGAUCGAGUCUUUACGGUUUUCUCGACCACGAGCAAGUUUGGUUGAUGAUUUGUUCCUUACCCAAAUGGACCCUGGUGUUUGUUUGCUUUCGGUGAGAACCCACGAAUUCAGUGUUUCAAGCCAUCAGGAUUCAAAGGCGUUUCCUUCUGGUUUUUGUUGGUUGGUGUAUAUUUCGGUUGAUGUCGUCUGAAGAUCUUCCUUAGCCUUUUACGAUAUCCACCGGUUUGUUGAUUAGGAUUUUGGGUUCUGGAGAUGGUUAUAGCAAGAUAUGGCUGAAUUGAAAUCAGAGGAGUGUUGUCUAGAGAAUAAGCAAUCUACUGCUGCCUCUACCUCCUCUAUCUCUGAAGGCAGUGCCAGUGCUAUCCACAAGUCCCCGGGAAGAUGUAGCCCAGCAUCAACAUCACCCUCCCAUCGGAGGACCACUGGCCCCAUCAGGCGUGCAAAGGGAGGUUGGACAGCCCAGGAGGACGAGACAUUGAGGAAUGCUGUUGCAGCUUUCAAGGGCAAGAGUUGGAAGAAAAUAGCUGAGUCUUUUCCUGAUAGGUCAGAAGUGCAAUGUCUGCACAGAUGGCAAAAGGUUCUUAAUCCUGAACUUGUUAAAGGCCCUUGGACUCCUGAGGAGGAUGACAAAAUUGUUGAACUGGUAUCAAAAUAUGGGCCAGCAAAAUGGUCUAUGAUUGCCAAAUCUUUGCCUGGUCGCAUUGGGAAACAAUGUCGAGAGCGAUGGCACAAUCAUCUUAAUCCUGAAAUAAAGAAGGACGCCUGGACUUUGGAGGAAGAACUGGCCCUCAUGAAUGCUCAUCGCAUACAUGGGAACAAAUGGGCUGAAAUAGCUAAGGUUUUGCCUGGAAGGACUGAUAAUGCAAUAAAGAACCACUGGAAUAGUUCAUUGAAAAAAAAAUUAGAAUUUUAUUUAGCUACAGGAAACCUUCCACCAAUCCAAAAGAACAGUGCACAAGGUGGUGUGAAAGAUACAAUAAGACGCUACGCUAGUAAAACAGUACAUGCUUGCUCAAAUAAAGUAUUAGAUGCAGCUGCUGAUACAUCAUCAGAAAAUACAGACAAUACUAAAGAUGGCAGUGGAAAGAAUGAACUGGAGUCCUUCACAACAGUGAGAGAGUUUGGUAAUUCUCUGAGCGUUCCUGCAAAUGAAGGUACUGAUUCUGACUUUGUAGAAUGGAAGCCCAGAUCAUCUAAUCCAGAUCUUGGCUACAGCAACUCAGAACCAGAGUCAAGGGAUAAUUUUGGAUUGACCGGUGACCUAAAAUUGGAUAAGACUCGUCUGAAUGGCAAGCAUACAGUUGGGAAUUUUGUGAAUAAUGGUGAAAUGAGUAGUGGCAGGCUAAUUGGUACGUCUUCACAGGAUAGUCCAGCCUCUGGUUCAUUGUGUUAUGAACCUCCAUUGUUGGAGAGCUCAGUUCCGUUAGAUUCCCUUUGUUUAAGUAUGUAUUGCCUGCAGAACGAGUACAAUGCUACUCCAGUGAUGUCACCUGUUGGUUUCUUCACUCCACCUUGCUUGAAGGGCAGUGAAUUAUGCACAGAGACUCCUGAAUCAAUAUUGAAAAUGGCUGCUAAAACUUUCCCAUAUACUCCUUCCAUAUUGAGGAAGAGAAAAAAUGUAGUCCAAGCACAUGUUACUCCUUGUAAAAAUGUGAAAGUGGAUGAUGGAUUUCAUACUUCUAAUGAAGAGGAGAAAGCCAAGUAUAAUGCUGGUUCUGGGCAUGGUGAGCUAUCCAAGAGGCCAGCAGGGGAUGGCAUUCUCAAUAAUAAGGCUUUUAAUGCUUCUCCUCCUUACCGGUUAAGAUUCAAGCGAAAAGCAUUUGCUAAGUCUGUGGAGAAACAACUUGAGUUUGCUUUUGAUAAAGAGAAGCAUGAUGUCAAAAAAUUGGAAAAAUCUGCUGCUAGGAGCACUGCCAUGGCUGGAGAUUGUUUACCUGAAACAAAAGUGGCAGUGACCUAGUGCUUUAAUUUAAGGGAUCAAAGGCGGAUGAAUUUUGUCAGAGGAGAUCUUGCCAAUUUUGACAAUCUAAUAUAGAAUACAUGAAUCACGAUGACUUGAAUAUCCACGCGAAAGUUAGUUUUGCAGAUGCACUCAAUAACUUGCUUGUGAGCAGAAUUAAGGAGCAGUAGAUGUCUCUUUUUUUUUUUUUUUUAACCAGCAGGAGCAGUAGGUGUCUGGUAUAUGUAGCAUAAUAAAUUUUUAUAGGUCCCAUAAAGUUGUGGAUAUGUAUGUAGCAAUAUUACCAGAUUUGUACAGCAAGCCCCCCCUUGGAAAGAGGAAAAUCUUUUGAAAUUUUUUAUCAAGUCUGUCCUUUUUUGGCC
Messenger RNA from Neltuma alba, 2538 nucleotides. RefSeq names its product transcription factor MYB3R-3. Gene Ontology annotation, biological process: regulation of DNA-templated transcription. Gene Ontology annotation, molecular function: RNA polymerase II cis-regulatory region sequence-specific DNA binding; DNA-binding transcription factor activity, RNA polymerase II-specific. Lineage: Eukaryota; Viridiplantae; Streptophyta; Magnoliopsida; Fabales; Fabaceae. The record is from RefSeq and is a predicted model, not a curated record. The coding region runs from base 485 to 2176 and encodes 563 amino acids. The transcript is spliced from 9 exons. Gene Ontology annotation, cellular component: nucleus.